Phalacrocorax carbo (great cormorant) is the source of this 2781-nucleotide messenger RNA. NCBI's taxonomy places the organism in Eukaryota, Metazoa, Chordata, Aves, Suliformes, Phalacrocoracidae. The record is from RefSeq and is a predicted model, not a curated record.
CCGCCCGGCUUCCGGGCCCGCUUGCAAGUGGGGCAGAGGUGAAGGCAGGCUGCCAGGCAGUGAGCGAGCCGACGGAGGCGGCGGCGGUGGGCUCGUCCAGGCCAGUAUCAGUCAUGGAAAAGCAAGUGCUUGAAUCCUCUGAGGAGCGAACGUUUCAGUACCAAGAUUCUCUGCCUUCCCUGCCCGUACCUCCUCUUGAUGAAUCUUUAAGUAAAUACCUUGAUGCAGUGAAGCCAUUUCUAAGUAAAGAAGAAUAUCGGAGAACCGAGGAUAUAGUUAAAAAAUUUGAAAAUGGGAUUGGGAGAGAAUUGCAUCAGAAAUUACUGGAAAGAGCAAAAACAAGAAGGAAUUGGCUGGAGGACUGGUGGCUGAAUGUGGCUUAUCUUGAUCUUCGCAUAUCAACGCAAAUACACUCUAAUAUGGGAGGCCCGUGCCCGUUUAUUGAACACUGCUGGCCACCCAAAGAGGGCACUCAGAUAGAAAGAGCUUGUGUAAAUAUAUGGCACAUCCUGAAAUACUGGGAUCUAUUGCGAAAAGAAAAGGUGGCUGUACAGAGAUCUGGGACUGCUGUUCUGGACAUGAACCAACUACGAAUGCUUUUCUGCACUUGCAGAAUUCCUGGAGUUACCAGAGACUCAAUCGUCAAUUAUUUUAAAACUGAGACUGAAGGUGAAUGUCCGUCUCACUUAAUAGUCCUGUGUCGAGGUCGUGUGUUUGCAUUUGAUGCUAUACAUGAAGGCAAUAUGAUGACUCCUCCAGAGAUUUUCAGGCAGCUUACUUACAUACAGAAAAGAUGCCAUAGUGAACCAGAUGGGCCAGGACUGGCAGCCUUAACAAGCAGCGAAAGGACAAAAUGGGCAGAGUUACGUGAAUAUUUGAUUGAUCUUGAUCCAAAGAACUUAACUUUUCUGGAGAAAAUUCAGAGAAGUUUGUUUGUGGUCUGCCUCGAUGAUUCUAGUCCCCAUGCGACUCCUGAGGACUACAGUGAGAUUGCAAGGCUGGGGCUAACAGGUGAUCCAACUGUACGCUGGGGAGACAAAUCCUACAGUCAGAUAUUCUUUUCCAAUGGAACCUCUUGUGCAUUCUGUGAUCAUUCUCCUUUUGAUGCCAUCGCUUUACUUUCCAUGUCACUUUGUGUCGAAAAGAACAUUAUUGAAAAUGAGGGAAAAUGGAAGGGAUCAGAUAAAGUGAGGGAUAUUCCAUGGCCAGAGGAACUUGUAUUCACAGUGGAUCAAAAAAUUAUAGAUGAAAUUGGACGCACUAAAGAAUUCUAUUACAAAAAGGUAUCUGACUUACAGGUAGUGAGUUACGCCUUCACAUCCUUUGGCAAAACAUUGAUGAGACAGAAGAAACUUCAUCCUGAUACAUUUGUGCAGCUUGCCCUUCAGCUAGCUUAUUACAAAUGCCAUGGGCGCCCGGGCUGCUGUUACGAAACUGCCACGACCAGGCGUUUCUAUCAUGGCCGCACAGAGACCAUAAGAUCGUGCACUAUGGAAGCAGUGGAGUGGUGCAAGUCCAUGCUGGAUCCUUCUGAGAGUACUUAUCGACGACUACAGCUGAUGCAUAAGGCAUUUGCAAAGCACAAUAAAAUGAGGAAAGAAUGUGAGAAUGGAAAAGGAUUUGAUCGUCAUCUUCUGGGUCUUCUACUCAUAGCACAGGAGCAAGGACUGCCAGUGCCAGAACUUUAUGUGGAUAAAGCCUUCACAGCUAGUGGAGGAGGUGGAAAUUUUAUUCUUUCAACUAGUCUGACUGGCUACACCCAGUUCAGUGGAUUUGUAGUCCCUAUGGUACCUCAUGGGUAUGGCUUUUUUUAUUCAAUCAGAGAAGACAGGAUUGUUGCUACCUGUUCUUCCUGGAAAUCAUGUCCAGAGACUGAUGCAGAAGUGCUCUGUAGAACUGUGUUCCAGUGUCUUCAGGACAUGCUACAAUUUACAGUUGCAGCUCAGCUGUAAGGUUAAUAAUGAUGUAAAAGCCUUUGCAAGCUAAUGAGUUAUAUGUAGUUCUUAUAAAUGAAAUGUUACUCAAGAGUACUGUUAUAGUCAACUUAAGACAUUUAACAAUCCAUGUGAAGUCUACCUAUUUUUAUGGGGUUUACUGCGGUAACACUGCCCAUUUCAGAGUAAUGUAGCCAUUUGCAACAACAAUGCAAGCAGUAGUACGUUAUCUAUGUAGAACUAUGCAAUAUUAAAAUAUGCCUCAACAAUGCAAACAUACUUGAGAGAUGGGAUGUUGGAAGUGGAGAAUUUAUGGGAGAUUUGUAUUUAUGAUCUUAUUAACACAUAGAAUACUUUAUAGUCUACUGAUACUGUUCAUGCCAACGGAGCACUUAACUGUGUACUUAAGAGUAAGCACAAUACCCUUUUAGGUGAUUAUGCUUCUUAUUCAUAGCGGUUUAUGAAACAGAAGGGCUGCCUCCAUCAGGCGAUAUGUUAUUUUAUAACUUACCUUGCAUUUUUGCUAUCGGGAUUAUACCAAAUAAAUGUUGUAUCCGUGAAUGGGGAUGUUCCCACUACAUUUGUAGUAUGAGAGCACUACAGUCUGAAGUAUUUUAAAAAAGGAGCUCUCAAUGAUAAAGACAGAAAGCAGCAUAUGAGUUCCAGAUACCUCUGAGUUUUCAUCUUCUAGUGAACUAUGAAUGUCUGCUGCUUUACACUAAUAAUACACGAUAAAAAUAGGCACUGAAUGCAGUUUGUUUCAAUUCUCAGGAUUUUAAGACUUGAUUCCUCUGUUUGAGCAGCUUUGAAUUUUUCUGUCAUAGAAAUAAAAUUCUUCUAAAAAUCA